UCAAGACCAAGCAAUGAAACAAGCUGUAGAUGACUUUCAUUUACACGCCUCAAAGAUAAUACAGUUGUCAAUGCAUGCUGCAUCUUUAUCAUCUGAUACACAAAAAGUCCAUGCCAUCAAGGAGGCAUCUACCAAGCUUGAGAGCCUGCUACCAAUGUUUAUGUCAGCCGCAAUGGCCGUAAAGCAAAACUCUUCUGAUCAAGCUGCUGUUAGUCGAUUGGGUUUCCUGUCUCGUGAGUGGAUGAGUAAGGUUCAGCUAUUGGUAGAUGCUCUAGAUGACGUAACUGACUUGCAGGACUUGCUAAAAGUCUCAGGAAACAGUUUCUACCAGGAACUCUCUGACCUUCAAGAUGCUCUCGAGGCGAAYAACUUCGUUCAAAUUACAGAGAAAUCUGAAGGUUUGUUGACUAAAGGACAGCGAUUUGCCCAGAUAACCAAGAAAGCCCUGGCGAGUACCUCUGAUCCCUUCGAUAGGGAGAUCUUGAUACCAUUGGACGGAUUUCAAUCAGGUCUCCCUGGACUAAUUCAAGCCGUCGAUAAAGUCCUGUCGUAUUCGUCCGACCGCAUCUCACGUGACAUGGCUCACAAGCAUGCGUCGUCGAUCGCAGAGAAAGUAAAUUCCAUUCAGAGUAAAGUCACAGGAAGCCCGGUCAUCGUCCUGAAAUCACGUGUUCGUUAUGAUGAGCGUCCAUCGCCCCCGGUACAUCAGUCUUACAAUGGUAGUGAUUUGUCGUCGACUACUGACCACGAUGACUUGACAAAACACGUUARUCGGGAGGAAAGUCGUCAACCCAAGAGAACGUCUUCACCGUCGUCUUUAAGCGUGUCUAGCGACGAAUCACGUGGUUUUGAUCAGUAUUUUGACGAGAAAGCUGACAAGGGAAUGAAUGAAGCUGACAAAAAAUCGCUUCUAGGAGUUGCCGGUGAUAGUCGUCUGUUUGGUGAGCCUUUUCAGCUAUCUCGUACAUGCACGGCUCCUGUCAUGGGUCUCUUGCAAACUGCUAGGAAUGGUGACCGUAAUAGCAUCGAAAGAAGCAUUAAAAACGUCAUUUCACAAGCCACUCGACUCAUGGGCUUAGCAGAGAAAUGCAUAGAGAAGUCUCAACAUGGUGAGSAAAUUAGACGAAUUCGAGUUGCAUCCGCUGAAAUAGAGAAACUGACACCAAUAAUCACUCAAGCAGCGCGUGACAUGACGUCAAACCCACGUGACAAGAGAGGCUUUGAACGGUUACAGGUGAUUGGACGAGAGUGGGCAUCAAAAGCUCACGUUCUUGGUGACGCAAUAGAUGCUAUKGUAACGCCUUGGUCAGCUGCUGCUUCUAAACUUGCCCUCGCUGCGAUGUCUGGGGAUACCGCUGAACUGAAAAGGAAGAUAAACAACAUCAAUGACGAGGCCGUCCGUCUGCGUCAACUAGCCCUGUCAACCAUUGCAGCAGCCGAUGCAGAAGAUUACGCAAUGGAUCCUGGGAACGAAAGCGAUGACUUCGARCGGAAYCCAGACUCCUAUGAACGCAUCAAGUUACUACGGGCAACGUCACAGGARACGGACAAAGUCAUCCCUGAACUGAUCUUAGCCGCACAGUCUCUUAUAGUGAACCCUACCGACAUGGGUCGACUKGAACACCUGGAGUUCUUACGYCGUGUGUGGGCUUGUAACGUUAAUGAYUUAAUCACUGCAGUCGAUGACGUCAUUGUGGGUACGUCGGCACCAGUCGAGCAYCUUACCGACGCGGCCAUGGUUAGUGACAGCUUGGCUUUACAGGAGAGAAUCAAGAGGGUUGUCUCUUAUACGCGGACUUUGAAAGACAUGUCUAGUGCUGCAACUGCAGGAUGCACCAACCCAAAGAAAGCUGUUCUAGUAGAGUCAACAAUGUCGUCUAUUGAACGGCUCACGGCUGACUUGCAAGAGACCGCUCAUGCUGUCGCUGAUUUGAGUGUURUUCCAAACAAAUCACUACAACAACAGCUGGCUUUUAUGAGUAUUGAAGAGAAAAUGAAGCUUAUACGUCGUGAGUGGGCUACCAAGGUCCAUCUACUUACAGCUCUGGUAGAUGACCUUACAGCGCAUGUCUCUGCACCAGUAGACCGCUUAGCAGGUGCUGCGUUAGCUGUCACAAAGGCCGAUGUAACGAGACGUCUKCUGUUAGAGCGAGAGUUCGAGGUUCAAGCCCAAGAGCUGUCAAGUCGUGUGGCGAGGGUUAGAAGUCAAGCAAGCAAAGCAGUUGAAACUUCAAGUCAUGCUGGACAUGUAAGAAGUGUUCGCGUUACUGGAGACUUUAUUGAUAGACUAACCCCGCAGGUUAUAGGAUCAGCCAGAGCCUUGGCAGAUAAUCCUGACCAACCCACAGUUGAACAUUUUCAACUUCUUCGCCGACAGUGGGCAUCCAAGGCUCAUAUGUUGAUCGCUAUUCUUCGUGAGUUACACGAUGCCAAUCACACGGCUGUCCAAUCUGUUGUUGACAAUCUCCUUGCAACCGUUCAUCCACCAACAGAAAGCGAGUCCUUCAGGAAGUCCGAUUUUUCGAAUUUGCUGAGUUCGUCUCCAGGAGAUGCGAGACUAUUGAACUCUUUUCGAGUAUCGAGCAGCCCUUCUCGCUCCCCUCCACAAGCAAGUCUUUUUAACUCUUCUCGAGUAUCGAGCAGCCCUUCUCGCUCCCCUCCACAAGCAAGUCUUUUUAACUCUUCUCGAGAAUCGAGCGGUCGUUCUGGUUCACCCUCACCAGUUAAGAAAAGAUUUCCUACUAAAACCUUUCCAAGACCAAACAAACUCCGCGAAAAGUCUGAUCGUCGUGCAGUGAGUGACAGCGAAGAACCUCCCAAACCUCGUGUCCCUAUUGGUGCAUCUAGCAGUGAGACAGACCUCAGGUCAUUACUCGUUGCAGAACUUCAUGACAGAUUCUCAUCCAACGAGUCUCUCAAACGGUCAAAGUGGGACGCUAGGUACUGGGCAAAGUUUGAAGUGAAUCGAAAGAAGAAGCAACAAAGAGCUUUCAGCAUGGCCGACCUGUCCAAGAAUAAUUCUGAAUGGAUUUCUGAAUCGACUGAAGAUUUACGGAAUAGAAAGAGUUCCAAAUCGAUUGAGAGGGCUGCGCGUUUUUUGGUAGACGAAGUCGACCGAUGGGAGGAAGAUCAUAACUCCAUCGUACAAAUCGCCAAGAAGAUGGCGCAGCAAAUGAUGGAAAUGGCACAGUUUGCAAGACGAAGAGGAAAACUUCAGGAUCGAGUAGAGAUGACAAACACAGCUAAAGCUAUAGCAGCGAACAGUAGAAUCAUUCAAAACUUCGCUCAAGUCAUAUCUGACUCAUGUGCAGAUCACAGAUCCCGUGAAGACUUACUAUAUUACGCAGAAUGUCUACCUACUAUGAGCACACAGUUGACGAUAUUGGCAUCAGUUAAAUCGGCAGCACCCAACGACCCAUCGGCUGACGCCAUGUUGGUGAGGAAUGCUGAGAACUUAAUGCAGGCAGUGGUGAAGACACUACGCGCAGCCGAAGCAGCGUCUGUUCAAGUAAGUCGACAAUUCUUGCCAAUAUUGCUUUCUAGNCCUUCUCGCUCCCCUCCACAAGCAAGUCUUUUUAACUCUUCUCGAGUAUCGAGCAGCCCUUCUCGCUCCCCUCCACAAGCAAGUCUUUUUAACUCUUCUCGAGUAUCGAGCAGUCCUUCUCGCUCCCCUCCACAAGCAAGUCUUUUUAACUCUUCUCGAGAAUCGACCGGUUGUUCUGGUUCACCCUCACCAGUUAAGAAAAGAUUUCCUCCUAAAACCUUUCCAAGACCAAACAAACUCCGCGAAAAGUCUGAUCGUCGUGCAGUGAGUGACAGCGAAGAACCUCCCAAACCUCGUGUCCCUAUUGGUGCAUCUAGCAGUGAGACAGACCUCAGGUCAUUACUAGUUGCAGAACUUCACGACAGAUUCUCAUCCAACGAGUCUCUCAAACGGUCAAAGUGGGACGCUAGGUACUGGGCAAAGUUUGAAGUGAAUCGAAAGAAGAAGCAACAAAGAGCUUUCAGCAUGGCCGACCUCUCCAAGAAUAAUUCUGAAUGGAUUUCUGAAUCGACUGAAGAUUUACGGAAUAGAAAGAGUUCCAAAUCGAUUGAGAGGGCUGCGCGUUUUUUGGUAGACGAAGUCGACCGAUGGGAGGAAGAUCAUAACUCCAUCGUACAAAUCGCCAAGAAGAUGGCGCAGCAAAUGAUGGAAAUGGCACAGUUUGCAAGACGAAGAGGAAAACUUCAGGAUCGAGUAGAGAUGACAAACACAGCUAAAGCUAUAGCAGCGAACAGUAGAAUCAUUCAAAACUUCGCUCAAGUCAUAGCUGACUCAUGUGCAGAUCACAGAUCCCGUGAAGACUUACUAUAUUACGCAGAAUGUCUACCUACUAUGAGCACACAGUUGACGAUAUUGGCAUCAGUUAAAUCGGCAGCACCCAACGACCCAUCGGCUGACGCCAUGUUGGUGAGGAAUGCUGAGAACUUAAUGCAGGCAGUGGUGAAGACACUACGCGCAGCMGAAGCAGCGUCUGUUCAAGAGUUUGUCAAGCGUCCGCCAUUGUCKUCGGAAGCAGCAGAAGCCGCUGAUCUAGCUUUUCAGUGGAAGAAAAAACUACAACGACAACGUMAACARGAACUCUUUACCACGUCACGUGAUCACUUGGGUCUCAGAAAACGAGACCCAAAGCCUUCGCCGUCACUUGUAGAUAUCGUACAUGUAUAACGAACAWCGUUUAUUUAAAUAUUUAAUAUCACAAGAUAAUCGGCUAACGCGUUGCCAUGUACGUUACAACCCAAUUCAAAC
This is a messenger RNA of Exaiptasia diaphana, 4789 nucleotides long. RefSeq names its product catenin alpha-2. Lineage: Eukaryota; Metazoa; Cnidaria; Anthozoa; Actiniaria; Aiptasiidae. Gene Ontology annotation, cellular component: catenin complex; adherens junction. Gene Ontology annotation, molecular function: actin filament binding; beta-catenin binding. The coding region runs from base 14 to 4708 and encodes 1564 amino acids. The record is from RefSeq and is a predicted model, not a curated record. Gene Ontology annotation, biological process: cell migration; cell-cell adhesion. The transcript has 26 exons.